Myripristis murdjan (pinecone soldierfish) is the source of this 4697-nucleotide messenger RNA. RefSeq names its product adhesion G protein-coupled receptor B1-like. NCBI's taxonomy places the organism in Eukaryota, Metazoa, Chordata, Actinopteri, Holocentriformes, Holocentridae. Gene Ontology annotation, molecular function: G protein-coupled receptor activity. Gene Ontology annotation, biological process: engulfment of apoptotic cell; cell surface receptor signaling pathway; adenylate cyclase-activating G protein-coupled receptor signaling pathway. Gene Ontology annotation, cellular component: postsynaptic density; dendrite; plasma membrane. The record is from RefSeq and is a predicted model, not a curated record.
AUGGCGUGGUCAGCUCUUUCCGGCCCGUGCGUGGCCCUUGUCUUGCUCUUCUUCGGUUUGACCUCCUGCACUCCCUCUGGCCCAGCCUCUGCCACCUGCGCCACCCUGGAGCAGAGCCGCUUCUUCGGUGUGUUCACCUCGACUGUCGCCCUGCCCUCCGCACCAUGCUCCUGGACCCUCCAGAACCCUGACCCACGCCGCUACACUGUCUACAUGAAGAUCACCAAGCCCACUGACUCCUGUGUCCCCCGCGUCAUCAAGACCUUCCAGUUUGACUCCUUUAUUGAAACCUCCCGCACCUACCUGGGCAUGGAGAGCUUCGAUGAGGUGGUCCGGUUGUGCGACGCUUCCACCAACAUAACCUACCUGGAGUCGAGCAAGCAGUUCCUGCAGGUUCGCAAGGUGGCCCCAAGACACAGCCUGGAGAUGCUGGAGGGAGAGCAUGAUGUGAGCGAGUUCAAGGCUGAGUUUCUGGUUGUAGGAAAGAGGAACCCAAGUAUGCCCGCUUGCAACAUGCUGUGUCAGUGGCAGGAGAAGUGUUUGUCCAGCAGCACCCCUGAUAACGCCUGCGGUAUCAUGAACACCCCCUGCCAAUGCUGGGAGACCCCACAGAGGAAGCCAGGCAGCUGCUACAGGGGCGGUGUCUACGUUGAGAAAUGCCUUCCCAUCCCCAGAGACAAUGGACGUGAUGCUGAGAUCAUCAAGGGCUGGAGUGGCUGGAGCCGUUGGUCAGAGUGCAGCCAGGAGUGCGGCGGUGGAGUCCAGGUGCGCAACCGAGCCUGUCAGCCAGACGAGAGUGCAUGUGAGGGUGUGGCUGAAGAAGGACGGGCCUGCAACAAUCAGCCCUGCAUUGGCAAAGUGCGCACCAGGAGCCAAGCUCUGCGAUCCAUCAUUGGCUUGAAGAGAGACAACACUGAAGAGCCAAACCAAGGUGUUACUGGAACCCUAACAGCUGCCGUGCCAGACGGGUGGUCUCCCUGGAGCGUGUGCUCAGUUACUUGUGGGGAGGGCUGGCAGAGUCGCACCCGUUUCUGUGUCACUUCCUCCUAUGCCACCCAGUGCACCGGACCCCUUCGUGAGAACCGGCCCUGCAACAACACAGCUGUCUGCCCUGUUCACGGUGCUUGGGAUGAGUGGGCCCCCUGGAGCCUCUGCUCCUCCACCUGUGGUCGUGGUUACCGUGACCGUUCCCGCGUGUGCAGGCAGCCCCAGCAUGGAGGAGAGCAUUGCGGCGGCCCAAACAAACAAACCAAGUUCUGCAACAUCGCUGUCUGCCCAGUGGAUGGAUACUGGAACGACUGGUCUGCCUGGAGCGCAUGCUCUGCAUCUUGCUCCAAUGGUACCAGGCAGAGAACCCGGGAAUGCAACGGGCCGUCCUAUGGAGGCUCUGAGUGCCAUGGCAACUCGAGGGAGACAGCAAACUGCUUCUUGAAAGAGUGUCCCGUUGAUGGGCGUUGGCAGCCAUGGAGUUCUUGGGCCAGCUGCAGUAAGUCUUGUGGUGGGGGCAUCCAGCAGAGGCACAGGGUCUGUGAUGGGCCUUUCCAUGGUGGCGAACCUUGCCCUGGUGAGAAGGGAGAGCAGAGGCGCUGCAAUGAGAGAAGAUGCCCAGAGCCCCAUGAGAUCUGUCUCGAGGAGAACACAGGAGAUGUUGUAUGGAAGAGAACCCCUGCUGGAGACAUGGCUGCAGUUGUGUGUCCUGCUGAUGCCUCAGGUUUGGUCCUGCGCCGGUGCACCCUCGACGCUGUAGGUCUUGCCUUCUGGGAGAACCCAACUCACGUCAAGUGUGUCUCAAAGAACUAUGAGACCAUUCAGAUGCUGACUCAGGACUACAUCUCCAAGGCUCAGACAGGGCAGGCAGUGGACGGAGUCUCUGAGGUGAUUUCACGCCUGAGAUUCUCCUCAGAUGAGGGGGCCAGGUACAGUGGAGACCUGCUGGCCAUCAUCGAAAUCCUUAAGAACACCACUGAGCUGUACCAGGGCACCAGCAUGAGAUUUAGCAACGCUGAUGUGGAGAACUAUGUCCAGACCAUCAGCAACUUACUGAAGGAGGAGCAUCGUGACAAAUGGGAGGAGGCACAGCUGAUGGGCGUUAGCGUCAAGGAGUUCCUGCGCCUUGUUGAGGACUUUGUUAACAUGAUUGGGAUGCAAAUGAGUGGCUUUCAGGACAUUUAUGAAGUCACAGAGAAUUUAGUGCUGAGCAUCCAUAAGCGCCCCACCACCACAAACUCCAACUUCACCUUCCCUGUGAAGGGCUGGAGGGGAAUGAUGGACUGGGUCAGAACCUCUGAGGAAAAGAUUACAGUGUCUCGUGAUGCUCUGUCCAUUGAUCAGUCUGACGGCACCUCUGCUUUUGUGACUGGCAUCGUCCUCUACAGGAACCUUGCCUCCCUCCUGUCCUUCCAGAGUAACACCACUCUGCUCAACUCCAAGGUGGUGACAGUGAUUGUCAAGCCCACACCAACUCUCCUGUCAUCCCCUGUUGAGAUUAACUUCCCCCACCUCCACAAUGGCACUAUCAAUGAGACCUGCCUUUCCUGGGACGAGAGUGAAACUUCCUCACUGCUCGGGUCUUGGUCUGCUCGGAGCUGCAGAGCGGUCCCCGUUGAUUCAUUCAGAACCAAAUGCGUGUGUGACAGCCUCUCCACCUUCGCCAUUUUAGCGCGGAUAAACCUCGACUCGAUCAUGGACAAGGCACUACUCCCAUCCGUGACUCUCAUCGUUGGCUGUGGGGUCUCCUCUCUCACCCUGCUGCUCCUCAACAUCUACGUCUCCGUCUGGAAGUACAUUCGCUCCGAGCGCUCCGUUAUCCUCAUCAACUUCUGCCUCUCCAUUAUCUGCUCCAAUGCCCUCAUUCUCGUUGGACAAACUCAGGCUCGCAACAAGGUGGUGUGCACUCUCGUAGCCGCUUUCCUCCACUUCUUUUUCCUCUCCUCUUUCUGCUGGGUGCUGACAGAAGCUUGGCAGUCCUACAUGGCUGUCACUGGUCGUCUGCGCAACCGCAUUAUCCGCAAGCGCUUUCUGUGCUUAGGCUGGGGGCUUCCUGCAUUGGUGGUGGCUGUCUCUGUGGGUUUCACCAAGGCUAAGGGAUACGGCACUGUCAACUACUGCUGGCUGUCUCUCGAGGGCGGGCUCCUCUACUCCUUCGUUGGUCCUGCUGCAGCUGUUGUGCUGGUGAAUAUGGUCAUUGGUAUUCUGGUCUUCAACAAGCUUGUGUCCAAGGACGGCAUCACUGAUGUGAAGCUGAAGGAGAGAGCCGGGGCGUCACUGUGGAGUUCCUGUGUCGUUUUGCCUCUCUUGGCCCUCACCUGGAUGUCUGCUGUCCUGGCCAUCACCGACCGCCGCUCUGCCCUGUUCCAGAUUCUCUUUGCUGUCUUUGACUCUCUGGAGGGCUUUAUCAUCGUCAUGGUCCACUGCAUCCUGCGUAGAGAGGUUCAAGAGGCUGUAAAGUGCAGAGUAGUCGACCGUAAGGACGACGGCAAUGGAGAUUCUGGCAGUUCUCUUCAGAAUGGCCACACCCAGCUUGUGUCUGAUUUCGAAAAGGAUGGUGAUUCCAACAGACAAGGCAUGAAGAGUUCCUCCGAAGAGAAGAUGCCCCCUCCUCAGCUACCCCUUCCCAUGGGCUCCAACUUCCAUACCCUGCCAUCCAACCCCAACAAGAGCCACAUGCAGGCCGUUCCCGAGUAUUCUAGCCACACCCUCACCCUGAAGAGAGAGAAGAGUCGGCUGGCUGGAGGUGUCGACCCAUCCUGUGGGAAACCUGUGUAUGUCUGCGACAGCGAGCUCUUCAAGCAGCUGGACGCUGAUCUUGCUCGUGGUCAGGCUGAGGGCACCUUGCCUGAUGGUAGUGGUUAUGUCCUUAUGCCCAACACUACCUCCACCUUGAGGACCAAGCCCAAAGAUGACCCUGCAAAGUACAACAUCAAUGUGGAGCAGAUGCCUCCUGGCAGGUUGAUGCACCUCAGCGGACCCUUCGCCGAACCCCAGGCAGCCUUCGGGAUCAAGUCAAUCCCUGCUGACCAGGUCAGCGUGUCGUAUUCAGAGAGAGACUCACCUGUGCAGAAUAUCCACAACAUGUCCAGCGAGUCUCACAUUACCCACAGUAGCCUGGAGAACACCUUCGAGUCCAUGAACUCCAUGAUGUCCAAGAGUGAGACAAUCUCCACGCUGUCCAUGAGCUCCCUAGAGAGACAGAAGUCCCGUUAUGCUGAGCUAGAUUUUGAGAAGAUCAUGCACACAAAGAAGCGCCACCAGAACAUGUUCCAGGACCUAAACCGAAAGUUACAUCAUGCUGACAAAGACAGAGAGUCCCCUGCCUCUGACAGCAAGUCUGUGAGAUGGAGUGUGUCCUCAGGAGGAAGUGACAAAACAAACCACAGCGACAAACAACAAGCCCCUAUGGACAGGCCAUGGGAGGGAGUCCGGGGAAUACCACAGUCACCCCCUGCAUGGGUGCGCAAAGACUUGGAGCCCCUGGCCGCCUCACCCCUGGAGCUGCACUCAGUGGAGUGGGAAAAGAGCAGCACCACCAUCCCUCUGGUGGGGCAGGACAUCAUUGACCUGCAGACAGAGGUCUGAGGGGGAGGAGGGGGGCUAGCAAGCCGCCUGAUUUCACCUUGGUCACCUUUUUGGUUUGGGAGGAAAGCAGGGAUCCUGUUUGGAUAGAGUAGAGGAAACCAAGGAGGGAGGAAGUGAGGAAG